Colletotrichum costaricense is the source of this 111-nucleotide messenger RNA. RefSeq lists its product as uncharacterized. The transcript has 2 exons. Bases 1 to 111 code for a protein of 36 amino acids. NCBI's taxonomy places the organism in Eukaryota, Fungi, Ascomycota, Sordariomycetes, Glomerellales, Glomerellaceae. The record is from RefSeq and is a predicted model, not a curated record.
AUGGCAAUGGAUGAUGAUGGGCCGGUCAGCAGGUUCGCCCCUCACCGCGCAUCCUCCACUACUGGCGGUGCAAACAUUCCUGCAACCAAUUCCUACCAGUACGAGACGUGA